AUUACUUUGUAAAAAGUGAUUAUUAGCAACUAUUCGUAUUUUUGAAAUCUUUAAAUAGUUUUACGCACUACAGGCGCAAGUAACUACGACCUUUCAGAGAACGAAACUGUUAAGCACUCUUCCUCUAAAUGUUCGUUUUUGGCAGCUAGUCGAUUGAGGUCACUGAGUGCUCCUUUCUUCGACAGCCUGGGGCAGUGCGCUAACCUAAAUCCUAACCUCUAAAUCUAACCUACACAACCUGACACCUGUUCAUAAAGAAGAGUUAGAAGGUCUCAGUUCUGUGGAAAUCAUUGUUUUUCUAUAGUUUUUGGUCAGUUCUCACUGAUUUCAAGAGCCUGAGUGUGUCUCAUGGUGGAUAACUGUUACAACCUAACCUAACCUAACUUUCACGCACUAUAUUUAAUAUUUUUUGGUAACCAUGUAAUUUUGAAUAAAACAAGUAAUUCUACUAAAUAUAAGAAACAAUUAUUUUGCUAAGUCAACGAUUUAUUUACAAAAAAGAACGUAAACAAUUAUUUUUCACCCUUGCAAAAAUACUUUCUUGACAAACUGUGCACACAAACAUAAGCAUAAAUAUUGCCCUAAAGAGCCACAAUACUACGUUUUUCAAUACAAUAAAUUGUUUGCCACUUUUGGCAUAUUCUGUGUUGUGCGAUGCUAAAUUAGUUCACUGGAUAAUAUAAGCACUGAUGAUAUCUCUCCUCUACGUUGCCAGCAAUAAAUAAUUGACGAUCCAAACAAAAGUGUAAAAAAAUUCUACAAAGAACAACCCACCCAGUGCUCGUGAAUUUGAAAAAGUGAAACGUUAGCAAACAAAAACAAAAGAAAAAAAAUCCAAUCACACACACAUUUAAUAAAAUAAUUAAAGUGAACAUUAGCAAAGGGGAAACAUAGAAAACGAAAGGCUAAGCAGACGUUAUAAAUUUGAACGCAUCGAAUAACAAAACAAAUUAAAAUAAUACAAUAAAUUACAAAACAAAAGCGCCAAAACCAACUUCACUACAGCCGAACAGAAAGAACUUUUGAUUAACUUAUAUAUACAUACAUACGUAUUUGUUUGUGUCUAAACUGGUUGCUCGCCAAGCACUUGCAUAGCAAGCAAGGAAAAAAACAAAAAGUAAUUGAAAAAUAUAUAUAAAAAGCAACAAUAAAAAUGACUUCGACGUCGACAAUCAAAAAAUUCACAUUCGUAUUUGAUGUGAUAUGUGCGCUCCUCGCCUUGGUACUCAUAGCAUUCGGAAUUUAUCUGCUAAGUUCCUAUAAUGUGAAUGAAGUUGGUGCUAUGGCCGCCUAUGCUUACAUAGGACUAGGCGUAGCUACGGUGGUUAUAUUCCUAUUGGGACUUUUGGGCGCAGUACGCGAAAGCGUUUGCUGUACAGUAACGUUCAUCACAUUGCUUUGGAUUGUGAUUAUAGCACAAAUUGCCGUCGCUUUUCUUUUGCUAAAAGGUGAAGGUACAGUUGCUUCACACCUGUCGAAUACCGUUGAUAAAGCUUGGGAUGAAGAGCUCACAAGUCCUGGUGCAAUGUCUUUGUACGAGACCUGGUUUGAUUGUUGUGGACGUGCCAGCCCACACGAUUACAUUGUCAAUGACCGUUUACCGCCUGCAACCUGUUUCAAAAAUAACGAUACUACGAAAAGCGAGAAUCUAAUUGCCAACGGCUGUCGCAUAGAGUUUGAGAACUACUGGCUAAAUUUAUUGCGCAUCUUCAAUAUAAUUGCCUGUGUGAUGAUUGGCUUAGAGCUAAUUGGCAGCGUGGUUUCCUGCUGUCUCUGCAAUAGUAUACGUAACGAUCACAGGCGAUCCCUAUACUGAAUGAAUUUGCGUAUAAUGAAGUUGCUCAUGAGAAAACAAAAGGACAUUCUAAUUUUUCUUUUUUGAUCAAAAGAGAAAACAAAACAACAAUAAUAAUAAGAAUACGAGCGCUGCUAUUUAUACUUCUGCCUUUAGGCACUUCUAGUGUUGCCAGGUGCCAUCUGACGUUUCCAAUGAAAAAUUUGAUAUUAAUUAUUUUAUCAUUAGUGCACUAAGAACUUUUUGAUGUGCGAGCCAUAUUAGUGUUAUUUACAGUGGCUUUAUGAACUCCAAAUAUUUCGAAGUGGAUUAGCAAGAAGAAAAUUUAGCAAUGAACUGAAAUAUACGGCGGCUUGGCAGGAUGUUGCACCAUACAAAACUUGUAAAAUAAAAUUUCUUGUUGCCGCUGUUCACCAACCAACGAAUUACGGGAAGGUCGUCCAAAGUCAAAUCCAAAACGCCCGGUACACGUCAAUACCCAUAUUUGGAAAUUGGUUGAAACGAAAGGCAGUUGAAAAUAGUCUUCAACCACCAAUACUGGAUUGCCAUUGUUAGGCCAGAAAUAUAUAUAGCAGCUCUCGUAAUAAUAAUAAUAAUAAUAAUAGCUAUAAAAAAUGAUAGCGUAGUAUGCGCGGGAGGGGGGAGGAGAGUGAGAGAUAACAAUAAUAAUAAUAAAGUCGACUAAAGUAGUAAUGUAUGUAAGUAUGUAUGUAUAUCUAUAAAUAAGUAUAGAAUAAUUCGGUAUAAAAUUACUAUUUCGAAUUAAAUUUGUUCAAAAAAACUUUGGAAAAAAACUUCAUUUUACAAUUAAAAGACCUUCAAUCUGAGUGAAUAUUGUAGUUUCUAGCUUACAGCUUUUGGUUUGCCAAAAUAUACAUAUACAUCUAUUAAUAUUGGCCGAUUUGUAUGGAGCGUUAUUUUUUGAAAUUGAUUUUAUCAGAAUCGGAUUCUAAAUGAAAUGAUAAGAAAAAAUGCAUUAGAGCCUAGCUCCUAUAGAAUCAGUUUAGAGCCCCCAAACUUUAAAAUAUUAAAACUGUAAUAUAAAUAAAAUAUUGAUAUCGUCAAUUAAUUAGAAUUAUUAUUUUUUUUAUAAAAAUAUAGUUCAUUCUAUAAUAAAGACUAUAUUAAUCCAAGUUUCAAACUUUGUUUAAGAUUUAUAAAAAGUCGUCACAUUUUCAUUAAAUCUUCGAGAUUUUUAAUCAGUAUAAAAAAAAUUUGUUACUCAGUUUUGUGGCCUACAUAGAUUAAAAUAUUUUAGUAUAAUAAAAAUCAAGUUUGAAGUGGGUGAAAAUUCUUACCGAUUUUUUUUAUUUUCUCCUCUUGGCUGUAUUGCGUAUUUUCUCCAUACAAGAAACACAUUUUGUGGAUUGGUUAUAUAGAGAAAAUGCGCAAGAUCGGCAAGGGAAAAAAUUAUAAAAAAAUUAACGGAAUUUUCUUAGUUUCUAAGUUGAGAAUUUCGGUUACCAAUAUUGAUAUAAAAAUUAGGACGCUCUUGGUGAAAAACAAAAAUAUUCCCCUCUCAAAAUAAAUGUGAUGCAAUAGCUACUCAUAAGGAGUGUCCCUAUUUGCAGGAUAACUAACCAAAAACUGUAGAAAGAGCUCGUCCGAAUCCCCUAGCAAAUAAUGCAAUGGCUCGCAAGUGCGAUCAGAUAGAAGCUACCAAAUUAAAGCUCACAAUGCCUUCGAGCUAAAAUAUUCUCGUGCAUCGUUUUGUUGAGGAAUACUAUUCAUACUACUAGCUGAAAUUUCAUUUUAAGAAGCUACGAAAUAUCCAAAAAUUGCCUGAAUUAUAAGUCACCUACAAAGUCUCGCGCUUAUUUCAAUCUUUAUACUUGAGGUGCAUUCAUUUAUUUAAAUGCGUCAAUUUGAAUACUCGGCUGCGGCUACUGAAUAGUUUAGUAAAUCCGAUUUUUCAUAGAAGUGCCAAAACUUGUUUCAUCUUGUUUUUGUUAAAGAUUGUUGUUUGAAUGCACAAUUGUAUUUUAUUUAAAGAAAAUUUUUCGUAAUCGAAAAACAAGGCAAGAUUGGUUGGCCCUCCAAUGCAUAAUCCGCCUCAGGGCACUCGUUUCUGAAGUCAAUUAAUUUAAUGGUAUUAUUAUUUUUUAAUUAAAAUACUUUGCAGUCGUCAAUUAUAUUUAUUAGAACUAACUAUUGUGGACUGAUUAGCUACGCUAGAAAAUUUCAUUGUUUUUGCCAGUAGAGUUUGAGAGGCCAUCAAAAAUUCAAGGAAAAUUACUAUGUGAAUUGUUUAUCUUUUUUACGAAAAUCCAAAAAUAUAUUUCUAAAAAUCGCAUUGAAUAAAUAUUGCUUUUAUGGUUUCAAUGAAAGUAUACAUUUUGAUCAUUUAAUGUGAGUUAAUAUGACAAUUGUAAAUAUAUUAAGUGGGUUAGCAACUCAAUCAUCCUUCCGAUUACCUCAACUGAGGCCUGAGCUGUGAUUGACACUUAUCGAAAAUCCGUCUUUAAAUUCGUGUUUCAGAGCACACAAAAAAAAUAUAGACUCUUAUUUGUAGCGAUAUAAGUUUGUGUAUUAGAGGGUUAAAGUUUAUUAUAUAUGAAGAAAUCAGAGCGCAAAAUUAAUAAAUUUGAAAAUCCAAAAUUAAAUUAUUUUUCUAAGAAAUUUAAAAUAAAUGAAAAAAUUUUAAAAAUUAAAAAAAAAAAUAUUAAAAAUUAAGUUAUAAAAUAUUAUGAAAUAUGGCUAAUUACAAUUUUUUUC
Messenger RNA from Anastrepha ludens (Mexican fruit fly), 4510 nucleotides. RefSeq names its product protein late bloomer. Lineage: Eukaryota; Metazoa; Arthropoda; Insecta; Diptera; Tephritidae. Gene Ontology annotation, cellular component: membrane. The transcript is spliced from 6 exons. The record is from RefSeq and is a predicted model, not a curated record. Bases 1154 to 1816 code for a protein of 220 amino acids.